AUGUUCCGCCAGCUCGACCUUCGUUUGCAAUCCCUAAUUUCGAGUUUGGGGAUCUGGACGGGAUUGGCGGCAGGGAGAAUUGCAACUCGCCGGGACCUGCAACUGGAGAAAGAAGCUGUGAAUAGUGACUCUAGCAAAAUUCGUCACCAGAUCCAUCUCCAUCGUCGCCUCCUACUGGCGAUUAUAAGCUCGGAGAGGCGAGCCUUCCAUGGACCGGCGACGAAUCCGUCACCAGAUCCAUCGCUCUUCCGUCGCGAGUCAACCUCCUUUCCUCCUCGCUUUCGUCGUCGCGGCAGCAACAAUCGACCACAACUUCGGAGAGCUUCGUUCCAAACCCAAGCAGAAGAGAAAUUAACUAUGCCCUUGCAAAUCCAGAAACUUUGGGACCGGGAAAGACGCGAACUAGAAGGCGAGCUCAGCCCAAAUCCGCCAACUCCGAUUCCCAAACGAAGCCACCUACAAGGACUCCUCUCUCUUCAUCGUCUUCAUCGUUGCCGAUUUCCCCCUCUCUCUCGGAUCCUCUCCUGCCCCGUCUUCAUCAUUGCCGAUUUCCCUCUCUCUCUUGAAUCCUCUCCUACCUCUACAACGGAUUUUUCUUCAGAAGUUGCAGAGAAAGAAAGUGAAUUGAUUUGA
Linum trigynum is the source of this 633-nucleotide messenger RNA. Lineage: Eukaryota; Viridiplantae; Streptophyta; Magnoliopsida; Malpighiales; Linaceae. The record is from the annotation of a GenBank genome assembly.